Molecule: messenger RNA, 936 nt
Organism: Didymodactylos carnosus
Lineage: Eukaryota; Metazoa; Rotifera; Eurotatoria; Philodinida; Philodinidae
Source: the annotation of a GenBank genome assembly
AUGUCUAGCAAUUUUGCAAAAAACUGUGAUCGAACGAAAGGUUCAAAUCUAUUUAAAGGUUUUUUGAUGAUGCUCAUACGUGAUGUUUCGGCACAAGAUGCAGAUGGUGCUUUUACUGAGUUUAUCAGCAAUGUACGUCAGCAAGCUGCUAAUAAUCGUUCGUCCUAUUUAGAAAAAUUAUUCGGUGAAGAAAUUCGAGCUCAAUGUCUGCAUCAUUUUGAAAAUCGCGUCUUUGAAAAAGAAAUUGAAGAUAUGAGGAAAUUAAUUUUGGCGUUGCCUUAUCGUUGGAAUAACGGUCAAGAAUUUCUAGAAAGUUUGAAGCUAACAUUAGCACAGGUGCAUACGGGCGAUGAUACAGUUAUGGACAUACAUCGAAUAAAAAUGAACUUUUCUAGAUUAGAGAAGGAAACACAUGCAAUGCUCAUACAAGAAUCGAAACAUAAAAAUCAAGGAGUGCACGAUUGUCAGAAUCGUCAUUAUUGCACCGAAAAAUGCUCACAACAUCCCCAGUGUGAUAAAAUAUGUUUAUAUGAUGCGUCAUAUGAUAUUUAUAUUAUGAUAUUUAUGAUAUUUAUUUAUGAUGUUUAUAUGAUAUUUAAAAAUCAUUUUCAUCAAACUUUAAUCGGUAACAAGCAAGUUAAUGAACUAAAAGCUUUAAUUGAUGGCGUAGGUGAAAAACACGUAAUUAAUUAUCAUAUUUGUGGAACGGAAUAUACAUGUGCCGAUAACUGUGCUCAGCCUGGUAUCUGUGCUAUCGACUAUGAUAUUACUGAAAAAGAGUGGACAAAUGAACUGAAUACAUUUCCAUACAAGUUUUAUGAACCAAAACCAGCUCGAUCAAAAUGUGUUGUGGCUAGGCAUGCACCAGUUCCAAUCUUAGGCUUGGAGGAUUGGCACCAGUUAGGCUUGGUACCAAUCCCAACAAUCUCCAGUUAG